Messenger RNA from Dictyostelium purpureum, 297 nucleotides. RefSeq lists its product as uncharacterized. Bases 1 to 297 code for a protein of 98 amino acids. Lineage: Eukaryota; Evosea; Eumycetozoa; Dictyosteliales; Dictyosteliaceae. The record is from RefSeq and is a predicted model, not a curated record. The transcript has a single exon.
AUGUCUCCUCCAUUAGUAUCAGAUUUUUAUAAAAAAUGGUUCAAUGUAAUAGAUAUUCACAACAGAUAUCUAUAUUCAGGUGGUAUUCAUGGAUAUGCUAAAAAUUGGAGAAUAUUUGCUGUUUCAUGUUUAAUCAAGUCUUAUAUCAUCAAUAUCUAUUCAUUUUAUAUGUCAAUUACAUCAAAACACAUGAAGUUUGAAGAAUUUAAACAAAUUUUCAUACACAGCAUCAGAGAAGUUAAUUUAGUCCCAAAAAGUCCAUCCUCAAAUCAAAAUCAAAAUCAAAAUCAAAAUUAA